Messenger RNA from Owenia fusiformis, 1426 nucleotides. The record is from the annotation of a GenBank genome assembly. Lineage: Eukaryota; Metazoa; Annelida; Polychaeta; Sabellida; Oweniidae.
AUAUCUUCUAAACGCUUAUUAAAUACUUCUAGCACUUCGAGAUGUAAAUUAUUAAAUCAUAUCAACUUUAAAUGACCUUGCAAGACUGAAGACUAGUACCUGUAGGUCGGUAUUUAUUAAUGGAGAGAUGCACGAACCACGUAGCAAAACUAUAAGUGUAUUUCAAUGGAAAACUGUGCUUUUCGCAAUGUUAUUUUUGAAUGUUUUAUUCGUUUAUCAUUUUGUUGGACGUCUCAAAAUAAAUAUUUUACCGGAUCGUAAAGACACUGGAUCAUUGUAUUAUACUAUUAAGAAUGUCGAUCCAGGGAAUCGAGUUAAAGCCCACAACCCAGCACUUAAUUCACACUUAGCACCGAAAAAGAAUUCAAAAUAUUAUAAUAUGGGAAUCCAUGGACACAACUGCACAAAAAUCCGGCAACAUUUUGUCGUUGGGCAAACAGUUCCUAAGGAAGCGAAAAACAGCAGUUCGAAGACUCUGCUCAAAACUGGGUCACAACCGGAAGUGCUUCCAACGUAUAGUACUGAUGGUAGAGGGCGUUGGUUUCCAACUUCCUGUAAAACUAAGCAAAGAACCGUCAUUGUGAUUCCGUAUAGGGACAGAGCUGAUCAUCUUAAAAUAUUCAUCGAACAUCAUGUUCCAAUUUUUCGAAGACAGUUGUUGGAUUACACUAUUAUUGUCGUAGAGCAGGAUAACAGCAAAAGAUUUAACAGGGGGAUGUUAUUCAAUAUUGGAUACAAAGAAGCUCUUUCAUUGAGAGAUGGGAAUCAAGCUCCUCUAUGUUUAAUACUACAUGACGUCGACCUACUUUUAGAGAAUGAUCGCUUGAUCUACGAUUGCUCGCAAUAUCCAACUCACUUUUCUUUGGCUAUAGAUAAGUUUCAGUAUAGUUUACCAUAUGAUUGGCUAUUUGGUGGUGUAGUAGCGUUGCUAGGAGACCAGUUCGAGGAAACAAACGGCUUUGGUAACCUCUUCUUUGGAUGGGGUGGUGAAGAUGACGAUUUCAGAGAAAGGUUAUUAUAUGCUGGAUUGUUCCCCGUACAACACGAUAAUGCAUCUAUAUCUCGAUAUUCUAUGAUAACGCAUGGUGAAAGUAAAAGCAAGAAUGAAGACAGGCAAAACAUGGUAGCAACUGGAUACGAAAGAUACCAUUGUGAUGGACUUAAUUCAAUGGAAUAUGCAGUGAACAAUACACAAUAUAAAGAACACUUUAUUAUCAUCAGUAUUACUUUACCUUUAAAUCUAAAAAGGUCAAGUGUUUGUCAAAGCUGCUUUUCAGAAAAUAAGGACUUGAAAAUCGAUUCAGAAAUCAGCGAUAAUGGCACUAUGAAUGAACCCCCUGAUAUAUGCUUGUAAAAUAAUGAAUACUUGAAUAUUAUCUUCAAUAUAUCAACCCGAGGGACGAUUGAUAUAUUGUAUUUACUGAGG